AAAGAAGAGAUUUUACAAAUCAAAAGUUUAGAAGAACAUUGGUUUCAUCAAAAGAAAGAUCGCUUUCUCCUAAAAUUGAUCCAGGAUCUCCUAAUAACCCUUCGAAACUAGUCUCAAACUACAGACCUAAAGGAAACUGGUGAAAGAUUACUGACAAUCUUCCAGUCCUUGCACCUUCAACCACCCAAGACAAAAAUGGGAGCAUCCUCGAUCUCAGCAUUGUGAGUAAAUAAGUUGCUAAAAAGCAUCGAUAAGCUUAAGAAAAGGAACAAAAAAUAACUCAAAAAGAAUUGACACUGAAUCUUCAAUGGAGAUUGCAACAGAUCCUCAGGACAUUCUACUUGACGAUAACAUUGAACCUCUCGAAAAAUUGAUAAUGUAUGCAAGAGGUAACCAGACCAUGUCAAGCGCUAGAAAGAAAUUGAUUAGAAAAUUCAUCAAGUCUAAAAACAACUUCCUGGCACAACCAAGAAAAAGUAAGGUCUUUAUGAGAAAUUUCCAAGGGAACAAGACUUUUGUACACCCAAAAGAUUCCUCAAUGUAUGACUCCCUCUCUUCAUGACAUAACAAGGAGAGUAUCAAAAAAAGAAGGUCAAGAAAAUACCUCUCAAGCUAUCCCUCAAUUCAGCAUUAUGAUCUCUUAGUUGGAAAUGAUGAGGAACAACAGAGGAAGCUAGACCAGAUCUCAAACAAGCUUUAUCAGAACCAAAGUAUUCACUCAAACAUUACUCCAAGCUCGCUUCCCUCAAGGUUCAAUGAACCUCCAAAAGACAAAAUUUUCAGAAAACCCAGGGCUAAGAACUUCUUUGAGAACAAAAUCUCCUUUCCAGAUUAUAGAUCUGAAAUAAAUUCAAAUAACUGAAUCACUCCAAACGCAUCUUCACAGAAACUUGACAAGUUCAAGCUAAUUGCAGGCUUGAAAUUUAAACCAAGAGAGACCACAAAAUACUACAGUAAGAGGAAAACCUCAAGGAAGGCAGAAUCAUUGAAGGCUAAAGGCAAACUGAAGAAUAAAAUUCAGAUCACUAAUGACCUUGAAACUAUUCAGAAAGCUUAUAAGAUAAAUGAGAAUAAACAUAGUAAGAACAUUUAGUGGAGAAUUGCUGUAUAGAUCUCAACAAUGUCUUGAAGUUAAAGAAAAUAGCAUUUCAGAAACAAAAUCGUGACCUAAACUUCCCAAAUUCCCAAGAAAAUAAAUUAUCAACACAAGUCGAUGAGAGGAUCAGACAUUUCAGAGAAUCCCAACGCAGACAGAUAUCUGUGGAUACUCAAGAUGGUUACGAGGAAUUAAAGACUGAUGAAAGUAUUCGUCCUAAGGUAGAUACUCAACUAGAGACCUCUAUUAUUGAGGUAGUGUAUAAACCAAAGAUGAAUAUCACCCAUCAAUUUGAGGAGAAGGUCACAGCCACUCCAAAAACAAAAAUGAGAAUCAACGAAAGUCUCGAGUCAAGGAUUACUAAGAAGGUAGUCAGCUACUGUAAAGCUCACUACUCAGGUGUAAAGUGCAAGAAAUUGUUAGCUAAAAUUACACACCAGUUUUGAGCAAAUUCUCAGUACAAUACCUGAAUCAGAUAUUGGGAGAUGUUUUGAAUAAUCUAUCAUCUUCUUACAAGUAAAGUUAUUGUCUCUUCAGACCAUUCUACUAUCCUCAUGGAGAUAUUGAAGUUAAUGAGCUUCAAGCCAAACAGGACCUCUGAUUAUCUUGACCCAAGUAAGGAAUUGUUUAAUGAAGUAAAAACUCAUUGAUUGCAUUCAAUGCUCACUAUUCUAAAUGGAUCUGCAAAUGAAACCAAUUGAAAGAAGAUUUCUAAAAUAGACCCAAUGUUCUCAAGUAAUAUCUUAAAAGCCUUCGUAUUGCCUCAUAAUAAUGGCAAGAUCGUGGCAUCAGUCUUAAAAAGAAGAGGAUGGUGGAAAAUCUACAAAAACCAGCAUGAUUAUAAUUUCAUAUGGACUCCUUUAUUACGCAAAGAUCUGGCUGAGCAGCUGCCAAGCUCAGAUCCUAAACCUGGCGUUGUUCAGACUCAAUCACUAAUCUACAACAGAGUCGAUGGAAAUUACAAUUUGUCAAAUAAAAAGAACCUCUUUCUCAACAUGAAAGAGUACUACAACAAUAUGGGAGAAAACAUGAACGAAAACAUCCCACUCACCUUCCUUGUACAAGAAGACACUAAAGAAGAAGCUAUGACUGACUUCAAAGAGCACUACAUCUCUAAUAAAGCUAAUAAAAGGAAUAAUAAGUGGAUUCUGAAGCCUGGAGAAUAUACCAACAGAGGCACUGGCAUUAAGAUUUCAGAUAAGCUCAGCACAAUUGAAAAAUACGUUCAAAAUUCUAAGAGGGAUUGCUGAGUCAUCCAGAAAUAUAUCAAUAAUCCUUUACUGAUCAAUAAUGGAAGUAGUGGCAAUAGAAAGUUUGACAUCAGAUGCUUUGGACUUUAUACUUGAUUCAAUAAUCAGCCCAAAGGCUACUUCUUCCAAGAUGGGUACCUCCGAACUGCUAGUAAAGAAUUCAGUCAUAGCAAUGUUGCUGAUAAAUUUAUUCAUUUGACCAAUGAUGCUAUUCAAAAAUAAAUGAGAGGAGUAUGGAAAAUAUGAGAGUAGUAAUAAGCUUAGUUUCAAUGAUUUCCAAAAAUACUUAGAGAAGAAGUAUCCAAAAGAGUUCCAGUCAAAUAAAGCUUGCUUCUACACCUCUAUUUAUCCAAAGAUCAAAACUCUAGUCUCUGAUUCCUUUAAAGCAGUUGAGGAGAAACUUAAUCCAAGUCAACAUAACAACUGUUUUGAAUUGUUUGGGUAUGAUUUUAUGGUCACAAAUGAUUUCAAUAUAAAACUAAUAGAGGUCAAUACAAAUCCUUGCCUUGAGACACCUUGAUCAUUACUAUCAAGCAUCAUUUCCUCUGUGGUUGACAAUACAUUCAGAGUAACUCUUGACCCCUGGACUUACAAGCAUAAUGGGAAGACGCAGGAAUUGUGAGAUUCAGCCAACAAUUUAUGCAAAUUUGAGCUUGUCUAUCAACGAUAGGGCUGAAAAAUAUU
Moneuplotes crassus is the source of this 3030-nucleotide messenger RNA. NCBI's taxonomy places the organism in Eukaryota, Ciliophora, Spirotrichea, Euplotida, Euplotidae. The record is from the annotation of a GenBank genome assembly.